Molecule: messenger RNA, 1693 nt
Organism: Cercocebus atys (sooty mangabey)
Lineage: Eukaryota; Metazoa; Chordata; Mammalia; Primates; Cercopithecidae
Gene: TUSC2
Product: tumor suppressor candidate 2
Exons: 3
Coding region: 146-478 (110 amino acids)
Biological process (GO): inflammatory response; regulation of mitochondrial membrane potential
Cellular component (GO): mitochondrion
Source: RefSeq, a predicted model, not a curated record
GGUUUCCGUGGAGACAGCAGAGCCUGCGGAAGGCGGCGGCGGCGGCGGCGGCACCUGCGAGCAGCGGCUAGCGCAGGUUAUGGUGGAGCGGACUGCGCUGUGAGCAGAGCGGCCGCGGGGCCCGCCAUGCGCCGGCGGCCCUGACAUGGGCGCCAGCGGGUCCAAAGCUCGGGGCCUGUGGCCCUUCGCCUCGGCGGCCGGAGGCGGCGGCUCAGAGGCAGCAGGAGCUGAGCAAGCUUUGGUGCGGCCUCGGGGCCGAGCUGUGCCCCCCUUCGUAUUCACGCGCCGCGGCUCUAUGUUCUAUGAUGAGGAUGGGGAUCUCGCUCACGAGUUCUAUGAGGAGACAAUCGUCACCAAGAACGGGCAGAAGCGGGCCAAGCUGAGGCGAGUGCAUAAGAAUCUGAUUCCUCAGGGCAUCGUGAAGCUGGAUCCCCCCCGCAUCCACGUGGAUUUCCCUGUGAUCCUCUAUGAGGUGUGACCCUGGGAGGUGGCAGACGGAAGCACCCCCUGCCCCAGCAAGAAACUCCCAGGCUCAAUCAAGGUGUGACUUCCAUUGAGGAGCCCAGGCUGGGGCCACAACCCUGAAUAAACUCUAUUGGCCCAUAACCUUCAGCUGUGAGCGGGUCAGUCCCGCAAUAUUAGUUGGGUGUUGGUUUUUGUAUGGACAAGAGGUGGUUGGUGGGUGGUGAAGGCUAAUGGCAGAGUUAGCACCCCACUCUCCCCAGCCACCCCUGCAAGAAGUACGGCAGGGCAUAUAACAGUCAGGAAUGCCCGUUACCUGGUUCCUUGCCUGGUCUGCCUUCUUCCAAGUUUGCCUGGGGCCUAGCCCUGCUAGAGGCUACAGCACUUUACAAGCAAGGUAUGCCUUCUUCCAGCCCCUAGGCUGUGGGCACUGUAUACAAGUAGGAACUUCCUUUCCUUUACUUCCCUUUUAACCCCUAGUCAGAGCAUUUCAGCCGUUUGCUACCUCGAUUCCUCCUGUGUUGGACAGAGGCUGGGGGCAGUGCCAGCCUGAUUCUUCCAACCUACCUGCCAUUUGUUCCCGCCUUCAGAUGGAUGGACAGUUUGCUGGCUAUUGAUAGGAGUAGGGACUGUGGGUGGGGGCUUCUCCCUCUACCCAGGGCUGGGCUGAUCCCCCUACUGCAACUAACUGUUCCCCCCACACCCCAAACCCCCAGUUGAGGAAUUGAGAGGGUGCAGGCUGGGGUCAGGACAUGCUGUGGAUGCUUGUGCCUAUGGGGAGUUAUUCCAACCCACCUAUUCUGUCUAAUCCCCAUGGCUUUGCACCAAAUCCUCCACCCCUCCAAUUGGGAGGGGACUGUUCACCACCUUGUGGUAAGGGACAACACCCUAAGGCUGGUACCAGUAGUUAUGAGUAGCCUACCACCCCCUCCCUUACAGUAACCGCCACCCCUUCAGGAUCAGUCAAGGGAAAGUACUAGAGCCCCUGGGUAGGGAAAGAAAGGAGAGAAAAACCAUAAAAGGAAUACUUACAAUGUGAAGGUUUGUAAAUAGUCCAUGAUGAUGUCAUGGCAGAGUCUGAAUUCUAUAUAGAGGUGACUUUUUUUUUUAAGUACUGUGCAAGCUCUGUGCUUCUAGAAUGUGGGAAGUGGCUUGGGGAAGAUGGCCCCCAGCCUAGGAAGACUGUUGUGUUAUUUGUUCAAUUUCAAUAAAAUGAUUUGUAGAUCCUGCA